GCCGCGCGCGGGCCGCUUCGCUAAAACUUUCCGCUUCUCGAUAUUAUAUCGUAGUGUGAGUUCAAAAUGUUUUUGUUUUUGAUUACCGGACUUCUCGUUGCGACGGGCAGAGCCCAACUGCCGGAGGAAGCGUGUGACGCGGGCGAGCUGAAGAGGUGCGUGGAAAUGACCCCCCGCACCCCCGUCGGCCUGCCCCGGACCAAAGAUGAGUUGGACGCGCGCUGCUUGGCAUACCAGACCGGAAUGGCGUGCAUGGACGCGUGGAUAAAACGGUGCUUACCCACAGACGGCCAGAAAUUAAUUCAGCAACAGAUCGGCGGCGCCAGAGCCCUCAUGCGCUUUUUAUGCACCAACGAAACUGCGCUGCGGCGAGACUUUUUGAAAGAGCCGACGUGCUGGGCGAUGGUGUCGCCGGACUGGUCACGCUGCGCGGACGAGCUGCAGCAGGCAGUGCGAGACAUCUCCGAGCGGUCGCACCACAUCACCUACUUCAACAGAAACGCCGAGUUGUGCUGCGCUCGUGACGCGUUUAUAAUGUGCGUCGCACACGCUGGCCGAUCGUGUUCGGCGGGCGCAGGCAACUUGUUGCGCAAGAUGGCGUGGGUGCUCGCGCAAGAUGUUGCCGCUUGCUCGCAACAACCGCGCGCUUAUUGCUCAGCGCCGCACACACACAUCGCAGCGCCAUUGCUGACUGCACUUUCUGGCGUACUACUGUAUCCCAAUAGGAUAUAAACUAGUGGUUGUCACAGUGACUAAUCGUGAAGUGUGAACACACGAAACACGAAACCUAUAAGCAGGCUAUAAGUGUAGUGUAAAUAAUGUAUUACCCGUUCGCGCUAAGUUUGCCGCUGCCAACUACAGUUUUCUCACUCACUCGGUUCUGUGAGUGAAUGUGAGUGAGUGAGAGAACGGUAGUUGACAGCGGCAAACGGGUAGUAACGAUUUUUUUUAUCCGUCUGGUAGAUGAUACUUUGAGUAGUGAAUAAAUAAAAGUGUCUACAAUAUAGAUAAAGUUAAUUGAUGUCAUAAAUUCUAGUCAAUAGUCGUAUUUUUAUCAUUGUACAACGAAUGUUAUUCUGUUUUGCCCGUUUUAUAUCUACAAAUCCUAUUAAUUAUGAUUAUCUUUGUAGUUUAUGUAAAUAUCCAGAAUUGAAUUAUAAGUGUGUGAUAAGAAUUUUAUGUAGAAAUUACCUAGACAUCACAGCGCAAUUACUGUAAUAUUUAUUUUACUAGCGUGUG
Aricia agestis (brown argus) is the source of this 1239-nucleotide messenger RNA. RefSeq lists its product as uncharacterized. The transcript is spliced from 5 exons. The coding region runs from base 67 to 732 and encodes 221 amino acids. The record is from RefSeq and is a predicted model, not a curated record. NCBI's taxonomy places the organism in Eukaryota, Metazoa, Arthropoda, Insecta, Lepidoptera, Lycaenidae.